Solanum dulcamara is the source of this 1596-nucleotide messenger RNA. RefSeq lists its product as uncharacterized. The transcript is spliced from 7 exons. The coding region runs from base 247 to 1347 and encodes 366 amino acids. Lineage: Eukaryota; Viridiplantae; Streptophyta; Magnoliopsida; Solanales; Solanaceae. The record is from RefSeq and is a predicted model, not a curated record.
UUGAAUUAAUUAAUGGGUAUUUUUAUUUUAUUUUCAAAAAUUUAGGAGUGUUUUUUUAAUCAAUUUCCAUUUUAAAUUCUUUUCAACUGUAUUAGUGGGCACGUCAGAGACAUCGGAGAGGCGAUAACUGCAGGGAGGAGCUCGAAGCUGGAGCUGGCGUCGAUGACAGUGAAAACUGAAAAGAAUGGCCAUGACUGACGGGUGGAUCAGAUUUUAGCUGAAAACUGAAACUUCCCUAAUUUCGCUAUGUGCAAUUGCUUAUCUCCUACUACUUUCUUUUCUCAUUCUUCUUGGUUUUCAUUUGGCUUCACUAGUGCAAAAUUGACCAGCAAUGGUGUUCCUUACUCACAUCGCAAUUUAGAACUUGGAUUUUACAGGACAGAGUUCAAGAGUGAGGAUUUCAAACUGGGGAAAGGGAAAAGGAACAUUCCCAAGUUAUGUAGUUCAGAUGGGUAUGAUUUUUUCGACGAUUUAUGGUUAAAAGAAAAGGAAGAAACUGAAAUUCCUGUAAUUUCAGCUUCAAGAAUUGAAAAACAAGCAGAUAUUCCAACUCCCAGCAAAGGAAUUGAUGAUGAUAGAGGCGUUGGGUUUCUUGAAUUGGGCAGAGAAGCAGAGGAGAUAAUGAAAACAGAUGUGGGAUUGGAAAAGGGAAUUGUGCGGAGGAAGAAGCAAAUGAUGAAAAGAUCGAAUUUGAUUGCGAAGCAAGUGAUCAGCAUUCAAUCUGCUCUCAGCUUGGGGUUUGUUUCGCAGCUUUGGGUGGAUAUAAAUUCUUGGAUUGUUUUCCUAGUUGAAGUGAGGCCAAACUUACUUUCUGGUGAAGGGGAAAAGUUUCUGCUGGAGGAUGUCAAACAGGUAGGAGAUGUUGUGCUUGUUGAGGAUGAUAGUGUGAUGGAAAAUGAAUUUAAGCUUGUUGGACUGCAGACAUUGUUGGGGUACAACGUUGUAACACCACGUCAACGGAAUAUUGGGAAGGUUCGUGGCUAUACUUUCAAUAUUAACUCAGGGGCAGUAGAAUCUCUUGAGCUUGAUUCCUUAGGAAUAUCCAUAAUACCAUCCACCUUGGUGAGCACCUAUUGUCUAUUUGUUGAGGAUGUGGUCGACGUUUUAUCAGAUACCAUUGUUGUUCAAGAAGCUGCAGCCUCACGCCUACAAAGACUUACAAAGGGAUUCUGGGAUGCCCAGACAAUGGCUUACUCUGCAGAUGAAAUGCAAGAUUACACCAACUUAAGAAACACGCGUGCUAAGCCAGAGUAUAACAGAAGCCGUAAAAAAUCUUCAGCAAAGAGGUUAAGAAAGAAAAUGAAAGAAUUCGCCGAUGAAUGGGACCUCCCUAUGGAUUUCUUUUAAUCUGCUAGAUUUCUUCACAAUGUACAUUUCACCACAAGGACACUGAUUCGUUGUCCUUCCUCUAAAAUCUUUGUUUCUACUUUCUGCACAGUUGCUAAAUAUAUACAUUAUUGAUUGUAAUUUGCAUAGUGUCUAACACAGUUGAUCUAGAUCCUGGAUACCUCUGAGUUUAUGGAGCUAAUUGUAUGACCAAGGUGACCAUCUGUAUUUAUUGUUUCUUCUUGUAAUCUUUAUGACACAAUGGCAGUA